Messenger RNA from Miscanthus lutarioriparius, 2118 nucleotides. NCBI's taxonomy places the organism in Eukaryota, Viridiplantae, Streptophyta, Magnoliopsida, Poales, Poaceae. The record is from the annotation of a GenBank genome assembly.
AUGGCCCAAAUGUCACACCGGGCAGCUAUGCUUCUUCUCCUCGUCGCCGCCGUGCUGUCCGUCACCGCCGCGGCGUCGGCGGCCUCCUCCCGUUCCAACCCCCACCCGCUGGACCCCCUCACCCCUGAGGAGGUUACGGCGGUCCGCGCCGCGGUGCUCGCCUCCCCGCUCGUCCCCGCCCGCCCGCUCACCUUCCACUACGUCGGCCUCGACGAGCCCGACAAGGCCGACGUCCUCGCGUACGCCUACGGCGGCACUGGCACCGGGGGCUUGUCCUCGCGUCCGCCCCUGCCGCGACGGGCGCUCGUGGUCGCCCGCGCGGGCGGGCAGUCCCACGAGCUCCGCGUGGACAUCGCCAGCAACGGCACCUCCGCCACCGUCCUCUCCCACGCCGUCCACCGCGGCGCGGGCUUCCCGAUUCUCACGCUCGAGGAGCAGUUCGCGGCGGUGGCGCUGCCGCCCGCGUACCCGCCGUUCGUGGACUCCGUGCGGCGCCGCGGGGUGGACAUGGACGACGUGCUCUGCGCGGUGUUCCCCGUCGGCUGGUUCGGCGGCGGCGGCGCCGGGGCCGGGGCGCCCAAGCGGGUGGCGAAGAUGCUGUGCUUCGUGGCCGGCCCCACGGCCAACUUCUACGCGCGGCCGAUCGAGGGCGUCACCAUGGUGGUGGACCUCGACGCCAUGGCCAUCGUCGGGUACAGAGACCGGGUGACGUACCCCGUGCCCAAGGCCGAGGGCACGGACUACCGGGCGGGCAAGACCGGGCCGCCGCUCGCCGGGCUGCAGCCGGCGCCGGGUGUCGCCGUGCAACCGGAGGGCAGGGGCUUCCACAUUGACGGCCACGUCGUCAGGUGGGCCAACUGGGAGUUCCACGUGGGCUUCGACAUGCGCGCGGGCACGGUCAUCUCGCUGGCCUCGGUCCACGACGCCGACGCCGGCACGCGGCGCCGGGUGCUGUACCGCGGCUUCGUCUCGGAGGUCUUCGUGCCGUACAUGGACCCGGUCGAGGAGUGGUACUACCGCACGUUCCUGGACGCCGGCGAGUACGGCCUGGGCCUCUGGGCGUUCCCGCUCCAGCCCGGCGCCGACUGCCCCGCCAACGCCGCCUACUUCGAUGGCUCCUACGCCGGGCAGGACGGCAAGCCCGUCAGCGGCGAGAACAGGAUCUGCGUGUUCGAGCGGUACGCCGGCGACGUCGCGUGGCGCCACACCGAGGCCGGGUUCCCGGCCCGAUUGAUCACGGAGGUCCGGCCUGACGUGACCUUGGUGGUGAGGAUGGUGGUGUCGCCCGGCAACUAUGACUACAUUCUGGACUGGGAGUUCAAGACCAGCGGCUCCAUCAAAUUCGUGGUGUCUCUCACCGGCCUCCUGGAGGUGAAAGGGACGUCGUACACGCACGCCGACGAGCUCACGGUGGACGCGCACGGCUCGCUGGUCUCCGAGAACACGCUCGCCAUCUACCACGACCACUACGUCACGUAUCACCUGGACCUGGACAUCGACGGCACCAACAACUCCUUCGUCAAGAACAUCAUCACCGCCAGGCGCAACACGGGGGACCCGGCCACGGGCGGCGCCGACACGCCGAGGCGGAGCUACUGGACGGUGCGGCGCGAGGUGGCGGAGACGGAGUCCGACGGGCAGGCGGACGUCAACGCCGGGCCCGCCGACCUGCUGUUCGUGAACCCUGGCAAGAAGACCCGGAUGGGGCACGAGGUCGGGUACCGCCUCAUCCCGUCGGGGGCGACGGCGGCGUCCGUGCUGGCCGACGAUGACUGCCCGCAGCGGCGGGCGAGCUACACCAAGAAGCAGGUGUGGGUGACGCCGUACAGCAAGGCCGAGAAGUGGGCGUCCGGGCUGUACGCCGACCAGAGCACCGGGGCCGACAGCCUGACGGCGUGGAGCAGGAGGAACAGAGGGAUCAGGGACGAGGACAUCGUGCUGUGGUACACGCUGGGGCUGCAUCACAUACCCUACCAGGAGGACUUCCCGGUGAUGCCCACGCUGAGUGGCGGCUUCGAGCUCCGGCCAUCCAACUUCUUCGAGAGGAACCCGAUUCUCAGGAUCAGACCACCCAGCCCGCACGGCGCCUCCGCCAAUUGCUCGUGCUAUUCCAGGUGA